Messenger RNA from Orbicella faveolata, 719 nucleotides. RefSeq names its product large ribosomal subunit protein uL18m-like. Gene Ontology annotation, cellular component: ribosome; mitochondrion. Gene Ontology annotation, molecular function: structural constituent of ribosome; 5S rRNA binding. NCBI's taxonomy places the organism in Eukaryota, Metazoa, Cnidaria, Anthozoa, Scleractinia, Merulinidae. The record is from RefSeq and is a predicted model, not a curated record. Gene Ontology annotation, biological process: translation.
CCCGCCGCUUAUGUAGGUACAGAAUGAUCUGGUUUUGUACAAGCCAAGUAUUGAUGUAACCCUAAGACUUAUAUUUAAAGGGGCUUGCUUUCAGAGGUUUUUUUUAUGCCCUUAUACUUGUGCAACCACAGUUCUGUUUAAUGUUUCUAUUUUUUAAUUUAACAUGCAGACUCAAGUUUUUAAUAACAAACCGGCACACAAGAGCUCAAGUAAUUCACAACAGCGGAGUUGUCCUUGUCUCGGCAUCCACCACAGAAUUUGAAAUCACAAAACAUCUUUACAAAACUACAGAUGUCACUGCUGCUUUGAAUGUUGGUAGAGUGAUGGCGCAGAGAUGCCUUGAGGCAGGGAUCACACGGGUUCGCUGGGAAGUUCAAAAAGGAGACUUGCGGAAGCAAAGGACCAAGGCAUUCUCCGAAGCUCUCAAGGAAGGAGGAGUCAUACUCAGUGAACCCAAGAAAGUUAUACCACCAGAAACAUUUUAUCUAGAUUUUAGACCAAAAAAAAGAAGUAAAAAGUGGAAAAAAUUGCCGUAUUCAAAGAGAUGGAAGGCACACAUGAGGAAGCGAAGAUAAUGUUACCACAUACAUGUAAUUGUCGUAAAUAGAAUAUUUGGGCCAUGGAGCUACUGUACAAAGCUGUGUUCUACCACUUUGAUUUUUAUUUCUGUUUUAAAAAAUAAAAAUGAAAAACAACCAGCAAUGAGGACAGAUCUGAAA